CUCCAUUUUCAAGGGAUAGCUCCCAAUCCAUCCCUUUUCCAGUUUUCAGCAACCUUUCCUUUUGCCAAACUCCCAAGCUCUCCAAGCUUUCAGAGCCAAAGCAUUAGAGAAUGAGAAUGAAAAUGAGAAGCCAGAAACAAAACUAUCAUUUGAAGUUGUUUUCCAUUCCAUGCUUCUUUCUUUUGCUCAGCAUUCAUCACUCUUUCACUGUUGUUAGUGCUCUUAAUAUUGGUGUUCAAUCCAUCAAUGGUGGCAUGUCUGAGAACAAGCAGCAGUGUAGCAGAAAAUGUGAAUCAGAACAUUGCACAGUGCCACCAUUUCUAAGGUAUGGCAAGUAUUGUGGGAUCUUAUACAGUGGAUGCCCAGGAGAGAAGCCUUGUGAUGGCCUUGAUGCAUGCUGCCAGACUCAUGAUGCCUGUGUUCAAGCCAAGCACAAUGAUUAUUUGAGCCAAGAGUGCAAUGAGAACUUACUGGAUUGCAUUGAGAAGUACAAAAAAUCAGGGGCUGCAAGCUUCAAAGGAAACAAGUGCAUGGUUCAAGAGGUGGUGGAUGUAAUCACUAUUGUUAUUGAGGCAGCACUCUUGGCAGGAAGGGUUCUUCACAAGCCUUAGCAAUUCCAUCAACUUCUUCAUUCCCAAUCUCAUUCUCUACUUUGUUUGUUUUUCAAGUUUGUUUAAUGUGAAUUAGUUUGUCGAAAUAUAUUCAAUGUUUAUAUUUCGACAGUUUGUUUUCUUGUUUAAUUAGAACCUCUGAUGUAUGUCUUUGUUAGUGUUUCAGUGUUGAAAUAAAUCUAAGUAACUGUAAGAUUUCUUUCUUU
This is a messenger RNA of Dioscorea cayenensis subsp. rotundata (Guinea yam), 817 nucleotides long. RefSeq names its product phospholipase A2-alpha-like. The coding region runs from base 111 to 611 and encodes 166 amino acids. NCBI's taxonomy places the organism in Eukaryota, Viridiplantae, Streptophyta, Magnoliopsida, Dioscoreales, Dioscoreaceae. The transcript has 4 exons. The record is from RefSeq and is a predicted model, not a curated record. Gene Ontology annotation, biological process: arachidonate secretion; phospholipid metabolic process; lipid catabolic process. Gene Ontology annotation, molecular function: A2-type glycerophospholipase activity; calcium ion binding.